This is a messenger RNA of Naumovozyma castellii, 1251 nucleotides long. It is a transcript of the gene KIN3, whose product is annotated as serine/threonine protein kinase KIN3. The record is from RefSeq and is a predicted model, not a curated record. The transcript has a single exon. The coding region runs from base 1 to 1251 and encodes 416 amino acids. NCBI's taxonomy places the organism in Eukaryota, Fungi, Ascomycota, Saccharomycetes, Saccharomycetales, Saccharomycetaceae.
AUGUACCACCGUCAGGCAUACAACCAAGAAUAUCAAGUCCUCGAGGAGAUAGGGAGGGGCUCCUUUGGUUCUGUCAGGAAAGUGAUCCACAUACCAACAAAGAAACUUAUGGUUAGGAAAGAGAUUAAAUACGGACAUAUGAACAGCAAGGAAAGACAACAGUUAAUAUCGGAGUGUAAGAUUCUUGCCCAGCUAAAGUUUGAAAAUAUUGUGGAUUUUUACAGUUGGGAUUUCAAUGAUGAUGAAAAAAUAUUAUAUCUUUAUAUGGAGUAUUGUUCCCGAGGGGAUCUAUCACAAAUGAUCAAAUUCUAUAAGAGUAGGAACAAGUAUAUCCCUGAAAAGAUAAUUUGGGGGAUACUGGCACAAUUGUUGAUGGCUCUUUAUAAGUGUCAUUAUGGAGUAGAAUUAAGCCCGCUAGUAACUAUUUAUGAUAGAAUGAAACCACCUACAAAGGGUAAAAAUAUUGUUAUACAUAGAGAUUUGAAACCGGGAAAUAUAUUUCUAAGUAACGAUAAUAACGCAACAAACAAUGAUGAUGAUGCGGAGAAGGAAUAUAACGACAACAAUGUUAAUGAGCCAAAUCGACAGAACAUUAAAAUGGAUUACAGUCAAGUGGUCGUAAAGUUGGGUGACUUUGGUUUAGCUAAGUCUUUAGAAACAAGUAUCCAGUUUGCUACCACUUAUGUUGGGACACCGUACUAUAUGUCACCAGAAGUUCUCAUGGAUCAACCAUAUUCGCCAUUAAGUGAUAUAUGGUCUCUUGGGUGUGUCGUUUAUGAAAUGUGCUCGUUACAUCCACCAUUCCAGGCAAAAACGUUUCUCGAUUUACAAAACAGGAUUAAGAGUGGUAAAAUAGAUAAUAUUCCGGAAUAUUAUUCCAAUGGAUUAAAUGCAAUCAUCCACUCUAUGAUUGAUGCAAAUUUAAAGACCAGACCGUCCACUUUUGAGCUGUUACAAGAUAUUCAAAUUCGCACGGCAAGAAAAUCGUUGCAAUUGGAACGAUUCGAAAGAAACUUGUUAGAUUACGAGAAGGAAUUAGUCAAUAUAGAGAAAAUCUUAGAGAAGCAAGCAUCUGAAUAUGAAAGAGAGCUGACUCAGCUAAGAGAGCAAUUUGUUCAUGCUGUGGAGGAAAGAGCCAGGGAAGUGGUUAAUGGGAAAAAAGUAGGGAAAGUACCGGAUUCCAUGUAUAAUGGGCAAUACAGCAGACCGUUGACGAAACCUGCCUACCAUUGGCAGACCAGGUAUAGAUGA